Exophiala spinifera is the source of this 1689-nucleotide messenger RNA. RefSeq lists its product as uncharacterized. The coding region runs from base 1 to 1689 and encodes 562 amino acids. Gene Ontology annotation, biological process: cellular response to iron ion starvation; reductive iron assimilation. Gene Ontology annotation, molecular function: copper ion binding; ferroxidase activity. Lineage: Eukaryota; Fungi; Ascomycota; Eurotiomycetes; Chaetothyriales; Herpotrichiellaceae. Gene Ontology annotation, cellular component: high-affinity iron permease complex. The record is from RefSeq and is a predicted model, not a curated record. The transcript is spliced from 6 exons.
AUGAGCAAGUUUCCACCCGCUGAACGUGGUAUGAUUCUGAUAGGGGCCUUAUCGCCGGAAACUAUCUAUCCUGCUACUGCUGCUACUGUAGCUUACAACUGGAACAUUACCUGGACGAGUGCAAACCCUGAUGAUGCCUUCGUCCGGCCAGGGAUUGGUGUCAAUGGUCAAUGGCCGCCUCCCCAGAUCGAAGCCAACUUCGGGGACGACAUUGUCGUGACGGUGCUGAAUCUUCUCGGGAAUCAAUCAACAUCGCUCCAUUUUCAUGGUCUCUUCAUGAAUGGCACCACUCACAUGGAUGGACCAGCGCAAGUCUCACAGUGUUCCAUCCCUCCUGGAUCAUCUUUUACCUACCGCUUCAAGGCAGCGCAAGUAGGCACUUUUUGGUACCAUUCACAUGUCAAGGGACAAUAUGUGGACGGGCUGAGGGGCUCACUGAUCAUCCAUGACCCCGAAAAUCCUUUUCGAGGAGACUUCGAUGAUGAAAUCCUUCUCUCUGUCUCUGACUGGUACCACCAAGAAAUGGCCGUCCUUCUACCAGAGUACAGACAUGGAAACGGCAUGAUGUCCAGGGAGCCUGUACCUGACGCCAAUCUUCUCAACGAUACCCAGAAUCUUCAGGUACCUGUUGCCCCCGAGCAGACCUAUCUAGUUCGUAUCGUCAACGUGGGCGCUUUUGCGGGCCAAUACUUUUGGAUAGAGGGCCAUACAAUGACCAUAGUUGAGCUUGACGGAUCAUACACUCAGCCGACAACCGCUGAGAUGAUCUACCUUGCAUCAGGCCAACGCUGCAGUUUUCUUUUGACAACCAAGUCUGAAGUGAGCCGGAAUUACCCGCUUAUGGCCUCUAUGGAUCGAAGCCUAUUCAUGAAGGCAGAUCAUGUCAAUGCCAACGUUACGGGAUGGUUGGUGUACAACUCAAGCCAACCGCUUUUGUCGGCCUCUCAGAUUGACGAGUUUGCUCCAAUCGAUGACAUGACCAUCAUUCCCUAUGAUCAGACGCCUUUGCUACGCAAGCCAGAUCAAAGCAUACGACUGAAUAUAAACAUGAAACAUGCGAAUGGUGGCUCUUACUAUUUCUUUAACGACAUUGCCUAUGCGUCGCCGGAAGUCCCAACCUUGUACACGGCGCUGACAAGUGGUGAUUCGGCGGCACACUUCGCCACAUACGGAAUGUCUUCCAAUCCCUGGGUGCUCGAACGCGACCAAGUGAUUGAAGUCAUCUUGUACAAUCGGCAUAUGACGAACCAUCCUGUUCAUUUACACGGACACCAUUUCCAGGCCGUCUGGCGCUCGGCACCUGGUGCUGGAGACUUCUCAUCCUCGACCGUGACCGAUGAUGCAUUCAUCCAGCUCCCUGUCCAACGUGAUACCAUAGUGGUUCCGAAUGGCGGCAGCGUGGUUAUAAGAUUUCGAGCUGAUAAUCCUGGGGUUUGGCUUCUGCACUGCCAUAUGGAGUGGCACGCCGAGACUGGACUGGCAGCUACGUUCAUUGAAGCACCUCUAGAUCUUCAGCACCAACAGCAGCUUCAAAACAUCACACUCGAACAAGUGACGCUCUGCACUGCAGCGGGCACCGAGCUGCCCAAUGUGGCAGAAGGCAAAACUCACAACCACAUCGAAAACGAAGAACCCAUCACGGAUGAUGAUACGAUACACAGACAAAAGGCACCAAGGUACGCCGACUGA